UUUUUGUUCAAUAAUUGAAAAAUAUGAUAAAGCUGAUAUGGAGUUUAUUCACUCAGCAUGCUAUUCCAAGCUUGUUGGGCUUAAUGUACUACUUUCUGCUGAUGGUCUUUCUGCUCUUCAUCUAUCACUAUAUUAGCUAUUCUAUGCGUCGAAAAGAUCCUUCUUACCAAGAGCUUUUCGAGAAAUUGGAUGGAUUUGCAAGACCGGCAAUACUAAUGUUCAUAAUGUUCUUGAUAUUCACCUAUGUAGCUCAAAAUAUUGAAGGCUUUGACCAAGUGUUAAUAAAAGGAGGAAUUUUAUCAUGAGUAACUAUCCCAUUGGUCUAUAUUUAUUAUUCCGAUCCUCACCGAUUCCUGUUUCUGUAACAACUGUCAUCAUGAUGAGCCAUUUAUAAUCGUUAGUAGCAGUAUGAAAUAAUCAC
This is a messenger RNA of Moneuplotes crassus, 421 nucleotides long. The record is from the annotation of a GenBank genome assembly. Lineage: Eukaryota; Ciliophora; Spirotrichea; Euplotida; Euplotidae.